This is a messenger RNA of Pseudonaja textilis, 1525 nucleotides long. NCBI's taxonomy places the organism in Eukaryota, Metazoa, Chordata, Lepidosauria, Squamata, Elapidae. The record is from RefSeq and is a predicted model, not a curated record.
CUGCUUGGAUUCGAGGAAGGAAAGGGAGGCGGGUCCUCCCGGAUUCCCUCAGACCAGCCCUGAGGCCGACGGGGAAGGUGGUCGAUUCCUGGCGUUGAGCUGAAGGGAGACGCUGGAGGGCGAGCCCGGUUCGUGGCGAUUCCCCCUCCCUGGAUGGCAGGCCCAGAAGGAGAGUGCCGCAGAAGGAGAGCGACGGGGUUGGCUUGCGGAACUCACGGAGACUUGACGCUGAGCCAGGUCGGUGAGCUUUCCUGUUUCUGGACUGAGCCAGCAUGGAUAUGGGAGGCAGUAGCCGGAUCCCCUAUGAUGAUUACCCAGUGGUCUUCCUCCCUCCCUAUGAGAAUCCUCCGACCUGGAUCCCACCUCAUGAGAGGAUUUACCAUUCGGAUUACAACAAUGAGUUAACCCAGUUCCUGCCUCGGACCAUCAUCCUGAAAAAGCCGUCAGGGGCUCAGCUGGGCUUUAACAUCCGAGGAGGAAAAGCUUCUCAGUUGGGUAUUUUCAUCUCAAAGGUGAUCCCGGAUUCUGACGCUCAUCGAGCCGGAUUGCAGGAGGGCGAUCAGGUCCUGGCAGUGAACGAUGUGGACUUCCAAGAUAUUGAACACAGCAAGGCUGUAGAGAUCUUGAAAACUGCUCGGGAGAUCAUUAUGAGAGUCCGCUUCUUUCCUUACAAUUACCACAGGCAGAAGGAGCGAACGGUUCACUAGGCGUUCCCUUCCCGACGAUCGCCUUGCCUGUCACCCAGCCGAUUCCGAUUUUUCGUUUCUUUUUGUAAUUACGCGCUUUAUUGUGAAGCACGCUCUUUUAUUCUACAUACUUUUUUUAAAAAAAAAAAACCCUCUGAAAAUCCUAAAUAGGUUUUUUUGGGGGGUGGGUGCGGGGCAGAGAGCAGAAAAUAAGUUCCUUUCUGAUCAGGUGCGUUGUGGAAGUUCUACCAAGAGCUCAAGGUUCCCUUGAGCUUCUUCCUGCGGACCAAAAGAUCGGGGUGCUCAGACUUGAGUUUAACUCAUCCCUGAUCCAGAAGGAGAGAUUGAUGCUGGGUGUCCCCGUGGAAUUGCGUUUUUUUCCCUCCUUUUUUUUUUUUACCCUUAGGUGUGCAGAUCACCUGUUUAGUUUCCAAAUUCUUUUGGGACCGUGGAGGCCUGUGAGGCAGGCUCUGGGUGCACAGCCUGACGCGAACAUCUGUUGCUUUUUAAAAGGGCGAUUCCGGUUCUGUUCUUCAAAGCAAGAAUCCUCCUUCGCCUCCCCUGUUCUACUUGUUCUUCCAACUCAGGAAAGCUGAUAAUUGGUUUUUAGAGAAGUUAAUUACACCGUGCUUCUGUCCUUUUUCAUUAAGGCGUUAAUGGGAGGGAGGGGUGUAGAUCCUUACCUCAACGGAGGAUUCACCUGGAGAACAGCUGGCUUCCCUUCCUGAGUUUGGCCUUUGAUCCAUCCAAAGGAGGACAGCCAGAAAACACUCCAUCCCUGCAAAUCCACGGAGCAACUGACGUUUCUGGAGUUGAAUCUUGCAAUUCAGCCUUAGAAA